GCAUCGAUCAUUCACUUCCCUGCACUCAAUUUCGUCGUGGGUUCUCCAAAUCUUUGAUCGAAGAAAUGGCCACUGUGGGUUCUUCUCCUCGUCAUGAUCAAGAAGAAUCUGGGAAGGAAGGUAAAGAUCACGUCAUUGGCAAUGCCAUGAUCGUCGAAAGCAAUCGAGUGGAUCACCAAAAUCCUGUCAAUGAUCGUCGGUGCUCGAGGUUCCUCCGUCGCCCAGCGGUAGUACUCGCGAUUUCUUUGCUAUUCGUCCUCAUUGUUUCCCUCUCAAUCUCCCUCCCACUGGUCCUCCUCAAGAAAAAAAGGGGCGAGGAGUUCACCGUAAGCAACGCUUGCAAGUCGACGAGGUUCCCAGACGUGUGUCUCUCCUCCCUGGCCAGAUCCCAGAUCGCCAAGUCCGGGCCUAGAGAACUCCUCGAGGAAACGACCAGGGCUGCGAUUCAGGGCGUGGAGGAGAUGCUCAAUCUCACGGCCCAAUUCAUGAGCGAUGACCACCACCACCACAGCGUCAGGGCCAAGGCCGCGUUUGACGAUUGCUCCGAGCUCCUGGGAAGCGCCAUCGCCGAGCUCCAGGCCUCCCUGGAGGAAUUCGUGCAGGGGAGAUACGAGUCCGAGAUUGCUGACAUCCAGACGUGGAUGAGCGCGGCGUUGACCUUCCACGACACAUGCAUGGACGAGCUGGACGAGGUCAGCGGCGACCCAGAGGUCAAACGCCUCCGGGCCGCCGGUCAACGGGUCCAGAAGCUGAUUAGCAACGCGCUGGCGCUGGUCAACCCCAUGGUCGCGGCGUGGCGGGCAUCCCUGGCUGCGAGAGGUCAGCGCGGGUCAGCGCCGCCAGCGCUGGUCGCCGCUGGCCGGGGCCUGGUCAACGGCGCUCACGUCGUGGACGCGGUGGUGGCGCAGGACGGGUCGGGGCAGUUUGGGCGGAUCCAGGAUGCGAUCAACGCCGCCCCACGGAUGAGCGCGCGGAGGUACGUGAUCCACAUCAAGGCCGGAGUCUACCGGGAGUACGUGACUGUGAGGAGUUUCCACACGAAUUUGAUGUUCGUGGGCGACGGCCAGGGGAGAACAAUCAUCACGGGGAACAAGAAUGUGAUGCAACCCGGGAUCACUACCAGAACGUCGGCCACAGUCGUUAUCGAGGGGAAGAACUUCAUGGCUCGAGAGCUGACCAUCGAGAACACGUCUGGUCCUCAAGCCCAGCAGGCAGUGGCACUCCGGGUUGGGGCCGAUCAAGCGGCAUUCUACCGCUGCUCCAUCCACGGCAACCAGGACACGCUCCUUGCCCACGUCUUUCGCCAGUUUUACCGCGAGUGCACCGUCACCGGCACCGUUGACUUUGUGUUUGGCAAUGCUGCCGCCGUCUUCCAGAACUGCAGCUUCGAGUCAAAGGUACCGGUCCACGGUCAACAGACGGUGGUCAGCGCUCAGGGCCGGUCAGACCCCGCCCAAAACACAGGCUUCUCGUUUCAUAUGUGCCGGGUUGGCGGUGCGUUUCCGGUGUAUCUGGGCCGUCCAUGGAAGGAGUUUGCGCGGGUCGUGUGGCUGAGAUCUCAGAUGGAGGCCAUGGUGCAGCCACGUGGAUGGCUGAGUUGGGAAGGAGGAUCCUUUGGUCUACAGACAUCAUAUUUUGCUGAGUAUAAGAAUUGGGGACCUGGAUCCAGCAUGAGAGAUCGAGUGAAAUGGGUUAAAGUUCUCAAUGGGCCUCGCCUUGCCCGGAAGUUCACUCCAAGUAGCUUCAUAGCUGCACAAUCUUGGUUGCCAAAGACCAGCUUUAUCUUUGACUCAAAGCUCUAAAGAAUAAUUGCUUAAUCAUGUUAUGCUAUAUUUCUUUAUAAAAUCUUUGAGCAGUUAACUUU
This is a messenger RNA of Selaginella moellendorffii, 1864 nucleotides long. RefSeq names its product pectinesterase. Bases 66 to 1802 code for a protein of 578 amino acids. The record is from RefSeq and is a predicted model, not a curated record. Gene Ontology annotation, molecular function: pectinesterase activity; pectinesterase inhibitor activity. NCBI's taxonomy places the organism in Eukaryota, Viridiplantae, Streptophyta, Lycopodiopsida, Selaginellales, Selaginellaceae. Gene Ontology annotation, biological process: cell wall modification. The transcript is spliced from 3 exons.